CCUAUCUGAUACUUGUGAUCCAUAGAUAACGAGCUACUAGAAGCCUUUGAUGACUUUUUUCUAUGAGUGAAAUCUUAUUAGGUAAAGUCAUUGAUAAGGACUUAGAGAUUUGAUCUUUGAAAUAACACCUGAGAGGGAAAAAUGGUAACUAUACCAGAAUGCGAAGGGCUUUUCGAACCUCUUCUUCUCAUUCUCGAAGACAACAUGGCGGCGAGUGAUGAUCAAGUCGAUGCUUACCUUAGAAUGACAGAGCGCUUAAGAGAGGAGGAAGAUGUAUUUGUCAGGGAGCUGCUUAAUCUUAUUGAAAGAGUUAUCGUGAUCUUUCGGAGAGAUAUUCAGUCUGAUAAGUCAGAUCUGUGUCAAGCAUCACUUCAAGCACUGGGUCACUGUCUCUAUCAAGAGCAAAUAGCCAGUUCAAUUUGCCUGUCAGAUGGUCAAGUUCUCAUUCAAGGUCUUCUGUCACAAAUAAAGGAGUCUGAAGACAAAGGAAUUUGUACUCGAGCAUUAUGGUGCCUUGCAAAACAGAAUUUGGAUAGUGCGAUAAUAAACACUAAGUUGGAAUCCAUUCUUAUUACCUUGGAAUCAGUCAUCACAAAGGAUCUCCAAUCUGUGACUGUGGAUCAUGAAGCUCUUUGCGUGAUUGACAGGCUUCUACAACAGCUUCCAAAGAAUGAAAUGAUCAAGACAGUUGACACUUGGGCAAAGCUGGUGUUUCCUCUGCUUGUUAGCUCAGCUAUCAAGGUGUGCGAAAGGGCAUUAGUGGUGAUGUAUGCUGGAUUGGAGCACUUGAUGUUGUCCCAAGAUAGAGUUAUAAAAAUUCUUGUUCCACUUCUGAAAGGAAGCUUGUUGAAAGAGUUUCCUAAAAUGUGUUCAGAAAAUAAAGGAUUAUUUGUGCUCAAGUGUUGGUGCUGCAUUGUCCAAAUUCUCGGAGAGACCUUGCAUAGAGGGGGCAGUUUGAUUAAUGACUUACUAAAGCUUGUUGAGCAGGGAUUUCGAGAUCCAUCAGAUGAAGUUCAGGUUAUGUCCUUUUCUGCUUGGAAUAUCCUCAUUGACAACUUUGCCCUCUCAUCAGGUGUCAUCAGCAGCCCUAAGAGGGUCAAGCUUAUUUUGACUCCAUUAAGGAACCUUGCUGUCAAGGAGAGAAGUGAAACAGUUGAAGCUGCCAGACUUUCCACUUGGUGGCAUUUUGUUUGUUCAUUGGGUCCAAAAGUUCAAGAAUUGUUUGAUCAGGUUUGCACCCCACUUCUUCAGUUUGUCUUUGGCACAGCCAUUGAUCAAGUCAGCUCAUUGAAGACAAAGGAAGGGCUCAGUGAACUCAAAUGCCCUCCAACACCGACAAACAACAAACUCUUGUCAGAUAUGAUGGCAGAAACACCCAAAUCAAGUAUUCGCAGAUCUCUGAAAGACAUGGGAACUCCAAGAACACCAACGGUGUUGAAUGCAAGUUUUGCCAAACCAGCAAAACAAAAGCUUUUAGGACAAGGGUGUGAGAUAUUGAUGGAAUUGCUGAAGACAGAGGACACAUGCUUCAGUACAAAUCCUGAUUUUAUUGUUUCACUUGCUGAGAGAUUGCAGAUGGUAACUUUCAAGAAGCCAGAGGAGUUUAAGAAACAUGCUCCCCUACUGACAAGUGCUGUGAGGGAAGCCUUCAAAGCUCUUGGUAAAGACCUUACAGAACCUUUGGGUGUCAAAGUGUGGAACCUGCUUGUCAAAAGAAUUGAGAAAGUCGUAGAGAAAGGUCCAUUGUCAGAGUGUGGAGAAUUUUUACUUCCACUUCUUGCUGUUAUGCAGGAGUUGGUGGACAGUUCUCUUAUGGCAUCUUCUUUGGUGCUUAAAAUGCUUGAAGCUUUAUCCAAGCUGCCUGCUGAAGUUUUGAGCCAUCACAUGGCAUCACUUCAUUCAAGAGACAAUCCACAAGGCUCACCGGCCCUUCUUCUUAUUCAACUUUUAUUCACUCCACAAUUACUGGAAAGCAUCUGGCAGGAGGAGAGAUUUCAUUUGGCAUUUGAACAUCUUGUUGAUUGUGGAAUGAUAGCAGCCUCCGGACAGUUGUUCUUUUUGCAGACUGUUUUAAAUCUCCUUAAAAAAGGAACAAGUGCUGUCACAGGUAAAGAAACUCUUUGGAGGCUGUGGAGCUGUGUUGUUAAUCACCUGAGUGAACACAUUCAAAAGACAAAUGAUGUCAAUCAAGGAGAUGCCUUGGAACAUGACUUCAGUACUCUGUACUUGGCACUAAUAUUUCCAGUGAAACAUCUUUUGGAUACAAAUUUGCCACAGGCUCUCAGCAAAGAGGUGGGCAAAGCUUUGGUCCAGCUGUACCGUUCCUUUUCUCGGGCUGCUGCUCUUGUGCCUACAGCUGAAGCCAACAUUUGCUGUGAAGAGUUAUGCUCAAAGAUUCUUUCAGCAGAGGGCGACUGGAAAUCUAAGGACAUAGUUUUUGUUGACUCAAUGGUCAGUCUCAUUGUGGUGGCUAUAGAGUGCCUUGAUUUCUCAACUCCAAGUUUGUUCGCCUUGGCAACCACAGCAUCAGGAAAAUCACCCAACACUCCCCCUACUAAAUGGAAUAAAAGACUCCAACGGCCCAUGCGUAAUAUGACCAGCAUGGUUAGUGUGGUAUCCAAGUUACUGUCUGCAUGCGAAAGAACAAGGAAUAGUAAGGAUUCAACCCAGAAUCUUGGCAUUCUGACAGCAAUUCUCACCAACUUGAUAGACAAGCUGUCUUACCUGUUUGUUCACAUCAGUGGAGCUGCGACCAUAACUGCUGUUCUGAAGACACUAACCCCUACUCUUGUGCACUACAUAGAGAAUGCGCACACAAGUACGAAAAGCUCUUUGAACACCGAAAGCUCUUUGGACAAGAGGCUGUUUUCAGCAAGAGUUAUUCAAAAGAUCGAGAAGCUGUGGUCUGACAUUCUCACCUGCCUUCAGAGCCGUCAUGGUGGACCGUAUAACUCCGACCUGUUAUCAGUCAUGUCUCCUCUUUUGCAAGUGACGUUAGGUCAUCCAAAAAGGAGUAUCAAGAACCACGCUGUCAUUUUCUGGAAUGCUACUUUUGCUCACUCGAAAACUUUGGAGUAUCCUGAAACCUUGAGACCGGUUCUUCAGAUUGCCAGAGAUAAAAUGUCACUCACACUGCCAGGCUGGGAAAAUAUUAAGAUUUCAGACAAAGAUGCACAUUCGGAUCUUGAAUCUGAAGAACUAACCCAGAACGCAAACCUUAUGAAACCGUUGCCAUAUGGCAUCCUAGGCUCUCCUCAGCGCCGUAAGCAUACGUCAGUUUCAGGAGGGUCCCCACAGUUGAAGGGCAGUUUCUUACACAAGGCCUUAAGUAUCGAGAAAGUGCUGGAAAAUGCUUCACCUAAAAGAAUAAGUCGGUCUCCAAAAGUUGGACGCCCUAGAAAUUCCCCAGCCAAUACGCAUGUUAGGAGGAAAUUACCGCUGUCCAAGUUUGACGACGAUGACCAGGAAUACGUCAUGAUUGCUCCUUCUCCGAAAAAGAAGCGCGUGCUUACUGAACAUCAAAAAGAAAUUUUGCGGAGUAGAGGCGAUGUUCCUACCCUUUACAAUGCGCUUGACCAAUCACAAGAUUGCUCACAAUUUUCACAAUUCACGCUUGCGUCACAUGGCGAUGUCACCGUUGACACAACUCCGACCAGUUCACCAGAAGAAGAAGGAAAACCUCAGUUGUCUGAUAGCGAGAAAGAAUUGAAUUGUCGAAACGAGAAAGAGCUCCAAGGUGACUCAAAUGUGCCAGAUACAGAGAAAAGCAAGAGCAAAAACGAAAGCAUAAACGAGGCCAUUGAAAGGAGAAUAACGGAAAGCAACGUUGGGGAAAUGGUGGAUAGUGACAAAGAUUUGAAAGAAAAUGAAGCAGAAAUGGAAGACAGAGACAGAGGGGUUGAAGUAGAAGAAUGUGACUUUUUCGGAGUAGUGGAAUCUUCCCAAAAUGAAGAUAGAAAACUUUGCCACAAAGCAGAGCCAACUGUAAGUGAUGAGGUAGACACCGAUGACGAAAUGAUUUCCGGUGAUGGCGAUGAGGAGGUGACGUCACCUGACGUCAUACCGUCAUCGCAAACGCCAAGCUUUGAAUCCCCAUUCCAGUCCCUUAGACGAAUCACAGUCCCGCUCGACUCCAUUCUGGCGGGUUCAGUUCAAACUCGGACAAAUAAUCAAAGAAAGUUAAAAAGAGAGCAGAACGAUGUAGAGAAUUCUGAUGGUAAAGACGUAGAAACGGUAUCGGAAACGCAAGUAGAGAGUGAUGUUCUGGAUGACGACAAAGUUAGCAGUUGUGAUUCACCGAUGAAAGGUGAAAAACAACUAAUAAUUAAGACGAAAGUUUCGCCAGUUGCCGGGCGAACGAGAAGAAAACUUCAACGGAAGAUCGAAAUGACGCACAAGCUCGAAAAACCACAAGAAGAGCCCACAGAGCAAGAGGUCAGCAGGAUUAUGCUCAGUAGUAAACAACUGGCAGAGACCGGAAAGCUGAGCGACCAAACACCCUCAGAGGAAGCCACUGAACCAUUUGUCGCAGGCGUAACGAGGGAUGAAACCUUGUCUCCAGUCUUCAGCGCUAAAAGCAAGUUCCUCCGUCCAUUUGCAGCAGGGGGUAGUCCUUGUCGAUCGAAUCUCCUCGGAAGAAAUUCCCCGGGAGUUUCCCCCACAACUGGUAUUUUAAAGAGAUACCAUGGGAACAAGCAAGGAGUUGACUCGCCCUCCCCUCCCGGGAAGGUCAGAAGAGUGUCGUUUGCGCUGCCUGAAAAACAUGACGGUAGUGAAGACUUGCAAGAAGAAUCCGCUGAACCAAGUACUAACGCUGCACAACUUAAAACUUCACGCUCUUCUCCGUUUACUGCUGUUAAGCAGCGACGACCUUUACCGGCGAGCAACGCCCCUGUUGCCCAGGACUCGACGGACUGCGUCUUCCCGGAUCUUAUCUCCUGCACAGUGCCAGUUGAACAGAUCCUUCCCUCCAUUCUCACCAUGUCUUGGUCACGUGGUAUGGGUCACUUGGUGCGUGCGCAAAAUAUUCACACCAUUGGAAACUUGUCAGCUUUGAAAGAGGAACAGGUAAGAAACCUUCCCAUCAAGUCACCCAAAGUGCCAACAUUGAAGAAAGCUUUAAGAAGAUUCCAUCAAAGUCAAAAAGGGAGAAAUUCCAAAUCUAUUAUGACGAAGUUAACACCAGAAGCUACGCACAAGGAAGACAGUGAAAACAAAGAAGCAACAGAGGAUGCAGCCACCUCUGAAUGUACACAGCUCCCAGGCGAGGCUGAUUUGGUGAUUGAGCCAGUAGGAGGUGAGGAUCCUCCGAGUUCCGGUGGCGCAGAAGGUCAACAAACGGCUGCGGAGUCUAGGAUAGAAGGAAUCAAACCCAGUGAAGAAUGUUUGUCAAGUAAACCUGAUCCAACGUUGGUUGUUGAAACCGCAGAUAUGGCGUCCGAUGCGAGGUCGAAAGGAAGCGAGGCGGAAAUUGUCUUUGUCGAUGAUGAUAAAAUGACUGAUCUGCCUACUGUUGAAGCUCGAGGAGAUAAGAUGGGGAUGGAAGCGGGAGGUAUGGGGCCUUAUCGUCCUGCGCAUGGCUCUGACGUUAUCGAAGGGACCGCUGACAUGCAGGGUGAUUCAGGAGAUGAAGGGAACAUAGACAUUAAGGGAACCGAACUUACAGAAGCGGCUGUGUUGGCUCAGGAAAGUCCUGAACAUCCUUCUGCUUCCACGACAUCUAUCGAAGGAGGCAGUGAUAAGGAGAGGUUUUGUAACUGUUUAAGUUCCCUUAAAGAUCUCGCAUUACCUGACGUUUUACAGACAUUGUCAAGUGAGGAGAUUUUUGAGGCGCACCACAGCCUGACGGAAAUCAUCUCGGUUGUAGUGCAGGCUUUGAAAGGGCGUUGGCAAUCACCAAGAUCAAAAAAACAAGCUUUUCAAGACGUGCAAUAAGGAUGAUAAACUUGAAUCUUUCGGUAGCCGGUCAAGGAGUAGAAAGCGAAAUGUGCGUAGAGUUGGAAAUUAGAAGCAGGUGGUGUUUUACGAAGGGUUUCAUACUUCUGUUUGAAAGAGUUUUUAAAAUGAAGAAUUGCGUAGAUCUUGAUCGAUUUCAAAUCCACCUAUAUUAAGAACUAUCUUGGAAAAAAAUUUCUUCUUUUUGUUCAUCAGAAGUUAUUAUUUUUUAACACCAGUACAGAAGCACAUGUCAAUUAUUUUAUAUUCGCAAAACUUCUCAAAAUUGUUAAUUUCGAUUUUAAGUACGUGUUUCCAUAAAUUUUGGGGUUGUCUCAAGGCUA
Stylophora pistillata is the source of this 6278-nucleotide messenger RNA. Its product is annotated as telomere-associated protein RIF1. Gene Ontology annotation, cellular component: chromosome, telomeric repeat region; nucleus. The record is from RefSeq and is a predicted model, not a curated record. Gene Ontology annotation, biological process: telomere maintenance. NCBI's taxonomy places the organism in Eukaryota, Metazoa, Cnidaria, Anthozoa, Scleractinia, Pocilloporidae.